CGUCACAGAAGAGCAAGAAAACGCGAUCACGUGUUGCCGACUUAACACAUUUGUCAUGCUUUACUUUGAUCACAUAAUUAAACCAUUUUCGUGAGUCGCUCCAGCUCCAGCAGGACAAGCGAGGAAACGCGGUUAUCUUGUUAGAAACCGCAGCUCCACACUCCGGUCCGGUAGGGGGCGGUGCAACACUUCUUAUACCUGCUAACUGCUAAUAAACCACAGAAGAAGAGUGGACUUCCUGGUCAGACUGCAGUUUCGGGUGUUUUCCUUCGGCAGGAGUUUCGGUACAUCUCUGGUUCUGGUUCUGGUUCUGGUGUUGGUCGGCGGGGAUUCGCACACGUGAGCUGACGUCCCGGCGAGGACCUGCUGCUUCCCCCAGAACAUGUCCGCCUCCGCUGGAUGCUCUCCGUCCGGACACAGCCUAGGCCUGGGCCCGGCUGUGUCCAUGUUCCGGUGGCUGGAGGUUCUGGAGAAAGAGUUUGAUAAGGCCUUUGUGGACGUGGACCUGCUGCUCGGAGAAAUCGACCCGGAUCAAGUGGACAUCACGUACGAGGGCCGGCAGAAGAUGACCAGUCUGAGCUCCUGUUUCGCCCAGCUGUGCCACAAGACCCAGACGGUGUUCCAGCUCAACCAUAAACUGGAGGCCCAACUGGUGGACCUGCGUUCUGAGCUGACUGAGGCUAAAGCUGAACGGACCGUAGUGGAGAAGGAGGUCCAUGACCUGCUCCUGCAGCUUCAUGCUCUUCAGUUGCAGCUUCGUGUCAAACAAGGACAAGCUGAGGACUCGGACACCAUCAAAGAAAGACUGCUGGUGCCAACAAUGGAAGAGAUGGAGCAGGAGCUGGAGUCCAGUAAGAAGGACAAAAUAACCGAGGCCCGGCUGGAGGCAGAGAGCCGCCUGUAUAAGAAAGAGAAUGAAGCGCUUCGCAGACACAUCGCCGUUCUCCAGGCUGAGGUGUAUGGCGCCAGACUGGCUGCUAAGUACUUGGACAAGGAGCUGGCUGGCAGGGUGCAGCAGAUCCAGUUACUUGGUCGUGACAUGAAGGGGCCAGCUCACGACAAGCUUUGGAAUCAGCUGGAGGCAGAAAUUCAUCUUCAUCGCCAUAAAACUGUGAUCCGAGCAUGCAGAGGUCGCAGCGACCCAAAGAAACCUCUACCAUCUCCCGUGGGACACGAGCCUGACACUCUAAAGAAAACCCAGGGAGUGGGUCCAAUCAGGAAGGUGGUGUUGGUCAAAGAAGACCAUGAAGGCCUUGGAAUCUCCAUCACAGGUGGGAAGGAGCAUGGUGUUCCCAUUUUAAUCUCAGAGAUCCAUCCGGGUCAGCCUGCAGACAGAUGUGGAGGUCUCCAUGUGGGGGAUGCCAUCCUGGCUGUCAACAGUAUCAACCUACGCGACGCUAAACACAAAGAAGCUGUCACCAUCCUCUCCCAACAGCGAGGCCAGAUAGAGUUUGAGCUGGUGUACGUCGCUCCGGAGGUGGACAGCGACGACGAGAACGUGGAAUACGAGGAUGACAGCGGCCAUCGUUACAGACUCUACCUGGAUGAGCUGGAGGACGGUAGCAGUGCUGCAGCACCCAGCAGCAGCUCGGCGCCGCUUCAGGCUCUGGAGAAGAUGUCUCUGAGAAACGGUCCCGAGAACGGAACCAGGAUCUCAGCUCAGACCGGCUCAGAGGAGACCCCCCGAAGCCGUCGGACUCUGAAUGCUCGACCUAGCUGCCAAAGGCGAGUGAGGGGUGGGGACGACGUGUUCGGUGAGGGACGGAGACUGUUGCUGUGUUUCCACUCGCUCGUGCGUGGAUCACCAGGUGUGGCUCUGGCAUCGGUCCUGGUUGGAUGGAGGACGGCUCCGUGGCAGGAAGUGAACACUUUCCUUUUUUUGCUGAAGAGUCCUUUCAGGGACUUCCGGUGUCACACUUGGAAUGGUUUUGAUUUGCUUUACUUAGUUAGUCCCUGUUCAUGUCAUGUGAAACCUUGUAGAAGAGAUGGAAGCUGCAGAAGACGGCUGAGAUUGUGAAGCGUCAGGUGGAAAACCUUUACCGUGCAAUAUUAGAGAAGUGUGUUUUGUUUUUCCUUCUGUUCUUGCUCGUAGACCUCCGCUAUGCUAGCCCGCUUCUACCCUUAAAAUGGUAAAAGUCUCAAAUCAACACCAGCUUCUGCUUCCUUAAAUAUGCCUUACAACUUCUUUUCAGCUUCCCGUCUAAAACUGCAAUGAAGUCAACAACAGGAUGAUUCAUGAGGGCAUCAGAAACGGGCUUUCAUACCUGGGACACACCUUGUGUUCUUCUCAGUCACCGUCAGCAGGUGUUGCUAACAGCUGGACUUCUGCAGCUCUGAUCUAACGUCAGCGUUUCAGGUCUCGCUUGUUUUUAAUUGAUUUGAUGACUUGCUGACGUGAAACAGACCUGAUACUGUGUUGCUUUCUGACGCACGCACGCACACACACACACAUACACACACACACACACACACACGGCUCUCUAGGCCUUUACCUACAGUGUGUGUUGUGUUCCUGGUUUCAGCGCCCCCUCUGUGGUUUGGAUCACCACACCCAGGAUUCACCCCCAGUAACCUCCACACUCACUCAUUCAUCCCAACCUGUUGUUACACACUCAGACCUAGUUUGGUGUUUCAUGUUUUUCUUUUUAUUGGUUAGGGUCCAAAACAAUGAUCAACAUCUGUAGAAGUGAUGAAAAGUUUGUUUUUAACCAUGAAUAAAGCGUCUGUAGCUGGUC
Molecule: messenger RNA, 2735 nt
Organism: Nothobranchius furzeri (turquoise killifish)
Lineage: Eukaryota; Metazoa; Chordata; Actinopteri; Cyprinodontiformes; Nothobranchiidae
Gene: gopc
Product: golgi-associated PDZ and coiled-coil motif containing
Biological process (GO): negative regulation of protein localization to cell surface
Cellular component (GO): trans-Golgi network transport vesicle; Golgi apparatus; membrane
Molecular function (GO): transmembrane transporter binding
Source: RefSeq, a predicted model, not a curated record